This is a messenger RNA of Amyelois transitella, 2243 nucleotides long. RefSeq names its product monocarboxylate transporter 12-like (gene Sln). Lineage: Eukaryota; Metazoa; Arthropoda; Insecta; Lepidoptera; Pyralidae. The transcript is spliced from 18 exons. Gene Ontology annotation, molecular function: monocarboxylic acid transmembrane transporter activity. The record is from RefSeq and is a predicted model, not a curated record. The coding region runs from base 1 to 2124 and encodes 707 amino acids. Gene Ontology annotation, biological process: monocarboxylic acid transport; transmembrane transport.
AUGUCACUUCCUCGAGAGUUCAUCUUUAAUCAGGAGCUGUCAAAGUUGGACGGGCAGGUGUUGGGGACGUCGGCCCCGCCAGCCUCUGCCACCCUGUCAUGUUCCAUCGACCUGCAAAGUGACACCAUCGCUGAGGCGUCCCUGUCACCCGACAAGGCGGGCUCCCUGUUAUCAGUGCAGUCAGCCCCGCCGGAACAGCGGGAGAGGCCUGUCAGUUUGCUCCUAGAGCUGCCAUUAGCCACGCAAGUUGGUGCCUAUCUAUCUGCUAUGUCGCCUACCGAGCAAGAAGAGGAUUCCCUCUUGACUCUCUCGUCGGUGACAGCCCGGCCGCUCCUGGCAGCGUCCAGGAAACUCAGACCUGCCGCCGACUCCAAUGCAUCUGACAUCACUGGCCCGCCAGACGGCGGGUAUGGUUGGGUGGUGGUGUUCGGAGCGUUCAUGGUUCAGUUCUGGGUGGCGGGGCUGUUCAAAUCGUACGGUGUGCUGUACGUGGAGAUAAUGGAGACAUUCCCCGACUCCUCGGAGUCAGUGGCGUCAUGGAUUCCGGCGGCGUUGUCGACGCUGUGCUUAGCCCUUGCUCCUCUCUCAUCUGCGCUGUGUGAGAAAUACUCUUGCCGGUUGGUCGUGUUCAUAGGAGGCCUGUUCUGCGCCGCGGGGCUAGCCCUCUCGUACUUCAGCACGGGGUUGCUGCAUCUACUGCUGAGUUUCGGAGUCAUGACUGGCAUUGGAGGAGGCCUCUCCACGACUCCUGGCAUUGUCAUAGUGUCUCAGUAUUUUGACAAACACAGAGCGCUCGCGAACGGUAUAUGUGUGAGCGGGACGGCUGCUGGGAGCUUCGUAUUCCCGAUGCUGAUCGAGAAACUGGUCGAUAUGUACGGGUUGCAUGGAACUGUUUUGUUGCUGGGAGGUGGAAUGCUGCAUGUCUGUGUGUCUGCUACACUAUAUCGCCCGCCUCCAACGGUGAGGGAUCGAAGUACCCCAGUCACCACCACCACCACGGAAAACACCACAUUAUUGCAGGACAUUCAAGAAGGAAAAAUGGAGCCGAUUAAGGAUAAUAGGCUGCAGAACUUGUUCCAACAUGAUUCUGAGCUGACACUGCAAAAAAACCUAUAUAAUGAGGACAAGCGGACCAAUUUGUUUUCGGAGAUCAUUCACCCUAGCUUGAUUGAGGUAAUCCAUCAAUCUCGUCCUCCGUUGCAGCAUUCCGACUCUGAAGAUUCAGAAGGGUUGGACGUACUUGGUGUUGUUGGGUUACCAAAAGAAGUGGCUCGUCUGCGCCUGCGCCCGACUCGGUCGUCCUCCAUCUUGCACUCGGUUGAGGACCUGUCAACUGACAGCACAUGCGUCUACAAGGCGAGCCGGAGAAAAAUUAGCAGAUCGCUAUACAUCAAGCCGCCUCUCCCCAGCCGUCUGAUCCAGAAUAAGCUGUCAGAGCCUGUCAUAGCCAAAACAGAACAAGAGAUACCUAAAGUGGAGGUUGAAGAGAAAAAAGGAUGUAUACAGACUAUAUCAAGAUACUUAGACGUGUCACUGUUAAAAUCCUGGCGUUUUGGUCUACUCUGCGCGUCCGUCGCUCUGAUGUCGUGUGGUUCCCCGUACGCCUUGUAUUAUUUACCAGCUUAUACAGUCGCUGUAGGACAUACGAAGGCCGCUGCAGGACGUUUGGUUGCGAUCAGUGCAGUGUUGGAUUUGUGUGGCCGACUCGGUCUUGGCUGGUUGUGCGAUCUCCAUUUGUUCUGUAGAAGAAAGGCGUACAUUGUCAGUAUACUGGUAGCUGGAGUUGCUGUCUUGACAUUACCAAGUUUGACCUCAUGGUGGUCGCUAGCGAUCGCAUCAGGUGCAUACGGCCUCUGCCUCGGAUGCUGGUUCCUGCUGGUUCCCGUGUUACUAGCUGACGCCUUCGGCACCGCUCGCAUCGCCUCGUCCUACGGUCUAGUCAGAAUGUUUCAGAGCGUCGCCGCUGUCUCUGUGCCGCCUACCGCCGGUCUUCUUCGUGACGUCACCGGUGGAUACUCGUGGUGUUUCUACGGCAUGGGCUCGUGCAUGGUCCUAGGUUCAAUUCCCGUCAUAGCCUUCCACGUGUGCACUAAAAACGAUGAUUCUGAAUCGUCGGAUGAUUGAACAUCGUUACAUACCGGUUUUGUCAGACAAACCUUUUGGAUAAAAAAAAAAACACUUAUUUUGAAAAACGAAUUCCAUUUUCAAUAUUUCAAAAAAUUUGAAAAAGGAUUUUGUUGAAC